GCCCUGCGCAGACUCAGUUCCUGGAGAAAGAUGGCGACGGCCGAGAAGCAGAAGCACGACGGGCGGGUGAAGAUCGGUCACUACAUCCUGGGGGACACGCUGGGCGUCGGCACCUUCGGGAAAGUGAAGGUGGGCAAGCAUGAAUUGACCGGCCACAAAGUCGCUGUGAAGAUACUCAACCGGCAGAAGAUCCGAAGCCUUGAUGUGGUUGGAAAGAUCCGUAGAGAGAUUCAGAACCUGAAGCUUUUCAGGCACCCCCACAUAAUCAAACUGUACCAGGUCAUCAGUACACCAUCUGAUAUUUUCAUGGUGAUGGAAUAUGUCUCAGGAGGAGAGCUAUUUGAUUAUAUCUGUAAAAAUGGAAGGUUGGAUGAAAAGGAAAGCCGACGUCUGUUCCAACAGAUCCUUUCUGGUGUGGAUUAUUGUCACAGGCAUAUGGUGGUCCACAGAGAUUUGAAACCUGAAAACGUCCUGCUUGAUGCACACAUGAAUGCAAAGAUAGCUGACUUUGGUCUUUCAAACAUGAUGUCAGAUGGUGAAUUUUUAAGAACAAGCUGUGGCUCACCCAAUUAUGCUGCACCAGAAGUAAUUUCAGGAAGACUGUAUGCAGGCCCCGAGGUGGACAUCUGGAGCAGUGGGGUCAUCCUCUAUGCUCUGCUGUGUGGAACCCUCCCCUUUGAUGAUGACCAUGUGCCAACUCUUUUUAAGAAGAUAUGUGAUGGGAUUUUUUAUACCCCUCAGUAUUUAAAUCCCUCUGUAAUCAGCCUUUUGAAGCAUAUGUUGCAGGUAGAUCCCAUGAAGAGGGCUACAAUAAAAGACAUCAGGGAACAUGAAUGGUUUAAACAGGACCUUCCAAAAUACCUCUUUCCUGAGGAUCCAUCAUAUAGUUCAACCAUGAUUGAUGAUGAGGCCUUAAAGGAAGUGUGUGAAAAGUUUGAGUGCUCAGAAGAGGAGGUUCUCAGCUGCCUGUACAACAGAAAUCACCAGGACCCAUUGGCAGUUGCCUACCACCUCAUCAUAGACAACAGGAGAAUAAUGAAUGAAGCCAAAGACUUCUACUUGGCAACAAGCCCACCUGAUUCUUUCCUUGAUGAUCACCAUUUAACUCGGCCCCAUCCUGAAAGAGUGCCAUUCUUGGUUGCUGAAACACCACGGGCACGCCAUACCCUUGAUGAAUUAAACCCGCAGAAAUCCAAACACCAAGGUGUACGGAAAGCAAAGUGGCAUCUGGGAAUUAGAAGUCAAAGUCGACCAAAUGAUAUCAUGGCAGAAGUAUGUAGAGCAAUCAAGCAGUUGGAUUAUGAAUGGAAGGUUGUAAACCCCUAUUAUUUGCGCGUACGAAGGAAGAAUCCUGUGACAAGCACAUUUUCCAAAAUGAGUCUACAGCUAUACCAAGUGGAUAGCAGGACUUACUUAUUGGAUUUCCGUAGUAUUGAUGAUGAAAUUACAGAAGCCAAAUCAGGGACUGCUACUCCACAGAGAUCGGGAUCCAUCAGUAACUAUCGAUCUUGCCAAAGGAGCGACUCCGAUGCUGAGGCUCAAAGCAAGCCCUCAGAAGUUUCUCUUACCUCAUCUGUGACCUCCCUCGAUUCUUCUCCUGUUGACUUAGCUCCAAGACCAGGAAGUCACACAAUAGAAUUUUUUGAAAUGUGUGCAAAUCUAAUUAAAAUUCUUGCACAGUAAACCUAAAACUUUGCUUAUUUCUUUGAUGCAAUAAGCAUGCAUAAUAAGUAAUAGCCAAACACUUCCACUUACCAAGUUAUAUAUAUAUAAUUAUAACUAAGGAUUGGCCUUUUGGAAUGCAGUUUGCACAGGGAUUGGAAAAUGACUGAUGGUUAAAAGCCUCAUGUGCAGAAAUGAAUCAGGACCAUUUUCUUGUCCCUCAUCCAGUAGUACAUACAGCAUAAUGUACACAGUGGAUUGUAGGUCUCAGGCUCACUUGAGUUUUGGCCAUUUUAAUUUGGUGUAACAGGGCUUUGUUGACUAUAAAUUUACCAUAAAGCCUUCACAUAUUACUACAUGUUGAUGUGUUUUAUAUUUGCUUCAUGAAUUUACUGGGUGAGUUUGCCUAGAAUCCUCAUAGACCAUAUCAGGUGAUGCUGUUUUUCUGGGCUCCUGAGCUUCUGAAAUAGCUACUAUUUCCCACUUCUGGUAACAUUAUGCACUGUUUCCAUAUCCCUCUUAAAAUGCUUUUUUUUGUGUGUGUGUAUGUGUGUCUCAAUUUAAAAUUUUUCUUUGACUUGUAAGCCCCCAAACGCACAGGACACUGAGCCCUAAGUUUACUUUUGUGAUUUCCCCCUGAUGUUUUGUAUGUGAAGUGCUGCUUUGGAUCCAAGAGCCGAUUUGCUCAUCCUGUACUGAAUCAUGUUGUUCUUGUCAGUGCACAGACUCCUCUGGCUAUCAUGCCAACCAGUGUUGAAUGUCAUUUGAUUGUGUAUUUUUUAAAUCAAUCCAUUCAGUGUAUAGAAAGGACAUCUUUUAUAAGCUUUGAAUACUUGGAUUGGAUUUUUAAGCCCUGAUUUUAUUCUGAGAAUUUUUUUAAAAAGUUGAAAGAGGAUAGUGAUUGUAUGUGUAUCUACUGCUUAGCUCCAACAACUACUGUUUGGUCAUAUUUGCUCUCUAGACCCACACAUGUAUAAAAGCAUAGAUAUGCACAUAUAUUUGAGAUUAUGUUUGCUUUUAAACUGUUUCCAUGUUAAGAUACACAUACCAGCCCUAAAUACUUAUCUCCUAAAAAUAAUAACGUCUUUAAAAAAAAAUCUCUUUAAUUCAUUAUAAAAUCAGUAAUUUUCAGAUAGUGCCUGCUCUUCCAUAUUUAGCUCUAACUGUACAGAAUCCCAUUUUCCCCCCACUGCAUUCAUUUAAAAAAUCCCCCCUCCAAUCUGUUGAGCACUUAUGUAAGCAGAUGGGAAUUAAUUUGGAGGUUAUGAUAGCUUGCAAAAAGAUUACUCUAUAGUUCAUGCACUGAAUUCCGAACAAAAAUUAUGAUUCUUUUUGUUCAGGGCUUGUUUUAUUCAACUCUGAUUUGAAUGCUGUGUAAAGUAAUGGAGACUCCACUUAAAUGAGUUCCAAACUGUAUUUAUACCUUGUGUGUAUAUCCUCUGCUUGGGGUUUACUGACGUCAUUGUCUAAAUGUGGCACUGUGUUCCCGAUGUGAAGAACAGAAGGCUGCAUUUUUAAGUUACACAUUUGUAAAUAGAACUAAGUAGUAUCUCUAUAAACUGUUGGGGGGAAUGGGCACAAAAGGAGGAACCAAUUAAAUAGGACCUUCUAAAAGUUGUUAAUUUUGUAAACUUUGCUUCUUUUAUAAGUUAUUCUUGAUUCAUUUUAGUUACUGAGUUUUAUUUUGAAAAUAUUUAAAUAUUGCACUUGUAUAAAUAGUAUGAUAAAUGCAAACUAUUGCAGUCAAUUCUUUUUUUUAAAGCUAUCAUAUCUGAAAUGACAACUUUCAGUUAAGUUUGUCCAGCUUGCAACAGAAUUUUCACAAAUGUAGUUUGCAAAUUCUUAUACUGGAACUGUAAUGGGAGUCAAUGCAAAUGAUUUUUAAUCUUUUUUUUAUUAUCUUUUCAGCAAUUUAUAUUUUUUUGUGAUUUUAUGCAACCAUAUUUUUACUUUGUCUUGACAACUGAAAGCUGUAUAAGGUUUUUGCCAGAAAAGUACUGUAUACAUAGUUUUAAAUAUAACAGAUUUUGCUGAUAUUUAAAAAUUUUGCCAUUAAAAUUGAUUUCUCAUGAAAGGAACUUUUCUACCAAGUUGGGCCACAUGAGAGCUUAAUAUAUCUAAUUUAAAAUAAUUUUACUGAAAUAAACACCAUUGCUUUUACUUUGAUUAUAUUUUUUCUUAAGAUGCUUUUAUAGUGUUUUGGAGUUUUAGAUAAUUUUAUAUAAAUUCUCUCCCUGCCUUGCACCAUCCUUUGGAUCUUUGAUAUUCACAAAUGAACUAAUAAUGUGGCUGGGUAUGUAAGGUAUGUGUUCCAGUGGCAUCUUGGGAAUGAAAGAAAAACAUGUUGUCUAAAUCUUUCUUCUCCUUAACUACCCCCCCCCCCUUCACUGUGGGCUUUGACAAGAUGAAUGAAACUCCACAAUCUAACUGUAAGUUGGUUGUAGGCAAUCUUUGUGGGUUAUGUAAGUUUCCCCAGAGUACCUUGAUUUGGAAAGAUGGCAUAAUAAAGAAAAAAAAAUUCAUUUUUCACCGUUACAA
Messenger RNA from Psammomys obesus (fat sand rat), 4200 nucleotides. It is a transcript of the gene Prkaa1, whose product is annotated as protein kinase AMP-activated catalytic subunit alpha 1. Lineage: Eukaryota; Metazoa; Chordata; Mammalia; Rodentia; Muridae. The record is from RefSeq and is a predicted model, not a curated record. Gene Ontology annotation, cellular component: cytoplasm. The transcript is spliced from 9 exons. The coding region runs from base 31 to 1683 and encodes 550 amino acids. Gene Ontology annotation, molecular function: ATP binding; AMP-activated protein kinase activity. Gene Ontology annotation, biological process: intracellular signal transduction; protein phosphorylation.